Aureobasidium vineae is the source of this 816-nucleotide messenger RNA. NCBI's taxonomy places the organism in Eukaryota, Fungi, Ascomycota, Dothideomycetes, Dothideales, Saccotheciaceae. The record is from the annotation of a GenBank genome assembly.
AUGGAAAACAACCAGAAGUACUACUCGAUGACUGUAGGCGCUGCCUAUGCCCUACUGGAGUCCUACAAGGACAGCUCCAUGGUUGUUCCUGCCGCCACUGGCAAGAAGUCGACUUCAUGCCCCCUUCUGAUGAUCCCUGUCGAGCUUCGCGUGAAGAUCUACCGUCUCGUUCUCAAAGCCUCUGGCUUUCGUCUGCUCGUUGGCAACCAGUCGUUCUCGGUCUACAAUGAGGACACCCCAAUCUGGGAUUCUCGCGCUCAGGAUGCCCUCCUCAUGCCACCCAUCGCAGGCUUCCUCGCAUUGCUCUCAGUGAACAAGCAAAUCCACAGCGAGGCCAUGCCCGAAUUCUACCACGAGAACCACUUCCAAUUCACAGACAUGGGCGCCAUGAAGCGCUUCCUGAAGAACAUCGGUGCGGAGAGGAGAAAGCACGUCCGUAACGUGUCUGUCUACUACGACAACUUGUCAGCCGCUGCUGCUGGAGCUAAGCUCCUCACCGAGUCUGACACUCUUCAGAAGCUCACUCUCACCAUUACUGCCACCCAGGACGCCGCUGGUCACUUCACAAUCAACUCCAGCCGCCGCAAGUUUUCGACUCUGACCCAAGUUCCUGGCUUCGCCGCAAUGAAGCGCCUUCGUGGAGUCCAGGAGUUGGCUUUCAACCCUAGACUUGAGCACGCUGUGGUUGACGCUUUCUUGCGUCCCAUCAUCACACAGCCCAAGUCUACCAGAGUUGUCAGAAAGACCAAGAAGACUGCCAAGCGCAAGUCGUCCGACCACGAGACCCCUACCGCAAAGAAGUCGAAGAGUGGUUGA